This is a messenger RNA of Rattus rattus (black rat), 3076 nucleotides long. RefSeq names its product cyclin A1 (gene Ccna1). Gene Ontology annotation, molecular function: cyclin-dependent protein serine/threonine kinase regulator activity. The transcript has 9 exons. Gene Ontology annotation, cellular component: cytoplasm; nucleus; cyclin A2-CDK2 complex. Gene Ontology annotation, biological process: mitotic cell cycle phase transition; regulation of cyclin-dependent protein serine/threonine kinase activity. The record is from RefSeq and is a predicted model, not a curated record. The coding region runs from base 168 to 1433 and encodes 421 amino acids. Lineage: Eukaryota; Metazoa; Chordata; Mammalia; Rodentia; Muridae.
GAGCCGACGCCCCUGGAAUCCCUCCACUCCGGGGUCCCCUCCCUCUGCGCACGGCCCCGCCCUCCCCGCCCCAGCCCGGGUGCGCUUGCUAAUCGCCCAGAGAAGAACCUGAGAAGCAGGGCCGGCUGUGGGUUCCCAAGCAGCAGCAGGCUGUGGCUUGCUAGGCAAUGCGUCGCCACAGCUCGAAGAGUGGAGUCGCACUGCCUCCAGUGGGCCAAGGUCCUGAUGCUUGUCAGAUGCUCACCCGAGCUCAGCUUGGCCAGGAUCCCCCACAGAGAACCGUGCUAGGAGUGUUGACUGAAAAUGAGCAGUACAGGAGGGCCUGUGGCCAGGAGAUCGCAACGAUCAGAUGUUUUUCUGGAUCAGAAAAUGUCUUCCCUGCAGCUGGAAAGAAAGUACUCCCUGACAACGGGAUCAAUGAGCCAGUCAAGCAUGGAUUUGAUAUCUACAUGGAUGAUCCUGAACAGGGGGACAGAGACAGCUGCCCAGGGAGAGAGGGCAUAGUGUUUGAGGAUGUGUAUGAAGUAGACACCAGCAUGCUCAAGUCAGAUCUCCACUUCCUGCUGGAUUUCAACACAGUUUCCCCAAUGCUGGUUGACUCCACCGCCCAUGCCCAGUCGGAGGAAGCAACGGAUUUUGGUUCAGAUGUGAUCAACGUAACGGAAUAUGCAGAGGAGAUUCAUCGAUACCUUCGAGAAGCUGAAGUAAGACACAGACCCAAGGCUCACUACAUGAGGAAGCAGCCGGACAUCACGGAGGGCAUGCGCGCCAUCCUGGUGGACUGGCUGGUGGAGGUUGGGGAAGAAUAUAAACUCCGCACAGAGACCCUGUACUUGGCUGUCAACUUCCUGGACAGGUUUCUUUCCUGCAUGUCUGUUCUGAGAGGGAAAUUGCAGCUUGUCGGGACAGCAGCUAUUCUCCUGGCUUCGAAAUACGAAGAGAUAUACCCGCCCGAUGUCGAUGAGUUUGUCUACAUCACCGACGAUACGUACACAAAGCGACAGCUACUGAGGAUGGAGCAUCUGCUGCUGAAAGUCCUGGCAUUCGAUCUGACCGUUCCAACCACCAACCAGUUCCUCCUUCAGUACUUAAGGCGGCAAGGGGUGUGCAUCAGGACUGAGAAUUUGGCCAAGUAUGUUGCAGAACUGAGCCUUCUGGAAGCUGACCCAUUCUUGAAGUAUCUUCCUUCCUUGGUAGCGGCAGCAGCUUACUGUCUGGCAAACUAUAUUGUGAACAGACACUUCUGGCCAGAAACACUUGCUGCAUUUACGGGCUAUUCAUUAAAUGAGAUUGUGCCUUGCCUGAGUGAGCUGCAUAAAGCAUGCCUCAGUAUACCCCAUCGACCGCAGCAAGCAAUCAGGGAGAAGUACAAGGCUUCGAAGUACCUGCACGUGUCCCUCAUGGAGCCGCCCGUAGUUCUUCCCCUGCAGUGAACUCAACAGCCACACCAGCAGGCUUACUCUGACCUGUUACAGGUUUCUGCCAGUCGGGCCAACUAAUGUCAGUUGUAGAUGUCACCUUCAACAUAUGAGUGUUAGGUUCUCUUAGACGUCGGUAGUUUAUACUUUAUAUAGAUAUAGACAGGUAUUUUAAAAGAAUAAACAACUUGCUGUGUGGCCAUGUGUCGGGCCUCUUUACUAGUUGGCAUAGCUGACACAUCAGGCAUCCUAGUUGCGAGUUAUACCGUGGCUGUGUCAACACCUUCCCAAGUUGGUUGCGUAAGCAUCCCACACUUUGAUGAUUAAGUGCUUUGAGGCGGCCAAGCCUUUCCUAUCCCGUGAAGCCCUCUGUAGACUGGUGAACAGAAGGAGAGAAGGGCCCGCUCCGAUGGACUGUCAUGAAACCUGAGUUGCUGUGCGUCCCAGCUUCCCACUACAGCCUUCAUCAGUAGAGAGGCAAGCAUCCAAGGAUCUCUCCGUUCGAGUGUCUUCUGGGGAUGGCACAAUCCACGAUCCAUUCUCACCCAGAGGUAUCAUGGCCUUUUGUAAAGGGCUGCCAUCUUGUCUAUCCAGCUUGGAUUCAGGUAAGAAUCAGUCAUGAAUUUUAAUCACAGACGACACUUUGGGAAAUAGGAAAAAAGGCAAGCUUCACUACCAAAUGACACUUUCAGAUAAUGAAUCCAGCACCUCUCUAUUUCCCCUGGGAGAAAUAUAUCCUGAACAUUGCCUGGGGUUGGAGGCGGGGGUUCGGGGUGUGAGAAUGAAACCGAAUGAUUUCACCAGCUGGCCUCCGUACUUUGCUUUCUCCUUCCAUCUGGGCUGCAGCCUCUUCCUGGCUGCUGCCCAUAUUCAGACACACCCAGAAGGGUGCUUUACUGACCUCAGUCUAAUCAAGUUGACUGUCAAGAAUAACUAUUACUUAUAUUGCUGAGACUGCCCAGUCCCCAGAGGCUGCUCUCCACUAUCGUGCAGAUGAGAGUCUAGGAAGUAAAAGCAACACAAAGGAGCCAUCUCUCUCCUCGGGACAGGAAGGGAAAAGAAAAUGAAUUUCUCAAGAUUGUGUGGCACUUGCUGGAGAUUGAAUGACUUUUAAAAAUCAUGCUGGAAACGAGCAGGUUUGGGGUACACAUGAGCCUCCUGGGCCAUGUGCCCUUCCCUGAGGAGAAGCCUGUGUCUGGAUCAUCUCUGGGGCUCACCCCAGAAGAUUCUGUAGGGGGAAAUACAGGUAUUGUAUGUCUUUAUAUAGAAAAGAUUAGAUAGGUUUUGGAAAAAAUGAGAGCUCAUGACAUUUUAUAGGUCUUAAGCACUAUUGAAAUGUUAAAUAAAAAUAUAGCUAUAAAACAAACAAAACACAUAUAUAAAAUGUGUUUUUACACGCACACAUACACACAUUAUACACACACACACACACACACACACACACACACACACACACAUCUGUCAAAGAGUAACGAAAGCUAAAUCAGGUAUUUUGUGAAGGCUUUUAAGCUUACAAGCUACUCAAAGGGCCAGUCAUUCCCAAAGGUCACCCUUUCAAAGUUUUGAUGGGGAAACCAACAUGUCCUAAAGCAUUUUGAUAUUUGGCUAUAGUCUCACAGGCAAGACCUGCACCGGAAUUAAAUUCUCUGUACCAAGGA